UCCAAAGAAGAAUUUUACACACAGGUGGCCAAGAAAACGAUAAAAUCUAAAUUUUGUAUCAGUUUGACUGUACUUACAUACUGAAAUCUUAAUUUCACGUUUAACUUCUAUAACUGAAUUAUACUGUUACUGUCCUAGGGAAAUAAAUUCCUUAAGAGCCUGAGUGAUGGCGGAUAUGAUACAGAUACUGUUUUUACUCCUGGGAUCAGCUAUAUCUAUUCAAGCUGAGAUAACAGUGGAUCAAAAUGGCUAUGUGAUGUACUGUCCAUGUAUGGGGAGGUUUGGUAACCAGGCUGACCAUUUUCUGGGAGCAAUCAGGUUUGCUAAGGCAUUAGAUAGGACAUUGGUUCUUCCACCCUGGGUUGAGUUCCGUUUCCCAGCACCAAGAUCUGUACAAGUCCCUUUUGACACAUAUUUCCAAGUGGAACCAUUAAAGGAAUUCCAUAGAGUGAUUACCAUGGAAUAUUUCUUUAAACAUUUAGCUGAUGAAGUAUGGCCUGUUGGGAAGAGAGCAGUUCUGUGUUAUCAAGCAAGGACUUAUGGUGCUAAAGAAAAUGAUUGCAAUGCUAAAGAAGGGAAUCCUUUUGGUCCAUUUUGGGAUACAUUUGAUGUGGAAUUUGACAAAUCAGAAUUUUACCAACCUUUAUUCCAUGAUACUUCACCUAGUGAAAUAAACAGAUGGAAAGACAGGUAUCCUGGAAAGGAUUGGCCUGUUCUAGCAUUUACUGGUGCCCCAGCAACUUUCCCAGUUCAGCAGCAAAAUGUUGGUCUACAGAAGUAUAUUAAAUGGUCAGAAAACAUUGCCGGACAAAGAGAUAAAUUUAUUAAAGAUUAUAUUGGAGAUAAGAAGUUUAUUGGUAUCCAUCUACGACUUGGGUCAGAUUUUGAGAAUGCUUGUAGACAUAUUGACAAAAGUCCGAACAUGUUUGCUGCUGUACAGUGUCUAGGAUAUAGGAACGAGCAUGGGAAAGCUUCACAAGAGAUGUGUUACCAAUCCGAGGAUACUAUUGUCAGAGAUCUAGGAAAAGUUAUAAAAGAUACUGGGUGUACAACAGUAUUUAUAGCAACUGAUAGCAAAGAUCUUAAAAGUAAAUUAUCCAAAAAAUUUGAAAAGGUAAAAUUUGUGAAGCACGAGCCGCCCCAUCCCCAUGUCGAUUUAGCAGUCUUAGGUGCCUCCGAUUAUUUUAUAGGAAACUGUAUAUCUACGUUCACAGCUUUCGUUAAACGAGAAAGAGACGUAAAUAACAAACCAACAAAAUUUUGGGAUUUCCCUCCAGCAAAAAAGCACGAGGAGCUUUAACGAAUGUAUUCAUGUAGAAAUCCGGUUUUACAUUUGAGCCACGUCACGACAAAACCAACAUAAUGCGUU
Ruditapes philippinarum (Manila clam) is the source of this 1369-nucleotide messenger RNA. RefSeq names its product GDP-fucose protein O-fucosyltransferase 1-like. The record is from RefSeq and is a predicted model, not a curated record. Gene Ontology annotation, molecular function: peptide-O-fucosyltransferase activity. The coding region runs from base 167 to 1300 and encodes 377 amino acids. The transcript has 9 exons. NCBI's taxonomy places the organism in Eukaryota, Metazoa, Mollusca, Bivalvia, Venerida, Veneridae. Gene Ontology annotation, biological process: Notch signaling pathway; protein O-linked glycosylation via fucose.